AUGCCUCCCAUUCCAAUUCACGCAUCGUCUCCCAUCAACACCAACCACCCAUCCAAUGCAUUUGGUACAUCUCCUAGUAGUGCAGCAGCACGCUACACCCCUGCAGAUGUAGACGCAGGACCUACUACAACAACAAAUCCAUCACCAUCCGGGAUCGCCCAACCAGGGGCCCCCGCAGUUCCACAACCUACUAAUACCAGCUCCAGCACUUACAACAACAGAUUCGAGCCCACCGCUACAAGAGUCGCCCCCUCAAGCACGGCAGAAAUCUCUGAAAGCCCUCCGCCGCCUCAGCCCGGCGCCGUCCCUUCUCCCUACGCAAACACCACCAACAAUGCGUGCACACCCAAACUUGACACCCCUCAACCGCCGCGUCCCAUCGAAACCGACCUUCAACAGCAACAGCAGAUCAAUACCUCACCAAUCCGCCACGCCCUCCCAUCCCCAACGCCCACACGGACCCACGCACCACACAACCUUCCCCUCGGCCAAAUCUACAGUCCCACGCGCUCCAUCCCACCAGCAGGCAUGACAUCCACAUACCCAGCAGCACAAGACCUGUCGCACCCGCCAGGCUACAUGCAAGAUUCACGGGCGUCUUUCGACGAUAAACCCGUCGAGUUCUGCCAACCACUGGACCGGCGCGCGAGUCCCUCGAGCUCACGCCGCGGCGGCAUUCUCGACGCUGAGCCAACGUUUGAGAGCAGUGGAGAUGACGAAGGCGUCUUGAACACGGCGUACGCAUGGGCUAAAGCUGCGGGGAAGAGGUUGAGUCGUACCGAGGAACAGCUGUGGAAGAAGGUUAAUGGAAUGGAUCGCUCGUAG
Messenger RNA from Exophiala bonariae, 825 nucleotides. RefSeq lists its product as uncharacterized. The transcript has a single exon. Lineage: Eukaryota; Fungi; Ascomycota; Eurotiomycetes; Chaetothyriales; Herpotrichiellaceae. The record is from RefSeq and is a predicted model, not a curated record. Bases 1 to 825 code for a protein of 274 amino acids.